GCUACGUGGGGGCACGCCAGCCACUGCAGGAGAGUUCCGCCCAUAUCGGAAGGGCAACAGGAGGAGCAGCCUCAGCAACAACAAUAACAAGUUCAACAAAAAAGCCCCAAGAUCGAGCCCAAACACCAAGUGCAAGAGCAAGGUCACUCAGGAGGAGUGAUAAGGCCGGUGUGCAGAGUAAAGCCAUUUGUGCAGCCACAACCAGAGACAUUGAUCAUUGCAAAGAGCUGCAAUCACUAGACAAGAUGGAUCGUUCAAGACCGUGGUACCCAUUCAGACUGCCAGGAAUGUGUGGACUUUGUAAGACUACAUUAAUUUUGACUUUGAUAUCAGUGACUAUUUGUUUGAUAAUUUUGUGCUUCAUUGAGGGCUUGAAAGUAUGGUCUGUGGAAAAACACACCAACUGGACUGAAACAGUGUUAAGCAGCAUCAUCAGACAACGUAAAAAAAGAGACACAUUCACGGAAGUGGAGUCGGUGAGAGGACUGUACGAAAACACCAUCACAAUAGAGGAGGGAUCAAGUGUGACUUUCAAGUGCAACCCAUUCCAGGAGAACUGUCUCGGGUGCGAUGGACAUACUGAGGAGUACGCACCUUUCUACAUCUGCGAAAGUCCAUGUAAAUGGACCGACGUGAAAGCAUACGCUUAUAACUACAAGUCAGGAUACGAUGAAAGAUUUCGGGUGCAUGCUGAAGACAAACUGAGUAACAACAGGUACAGGAUGAGAGUGGAAUUGAAACAUGCAACACGUGCUGACCAAGGCAGAUAUUACUGUGCCCUGGACUUGACUGGGACUGACUGGUAUGAGACAAUAGACAUUAUGGUAGUCAAGGCAGCCAGACCAUGGACCGCAACGACGAUGACACCUUUCUUGUCACCUGUGUCACCUGAGGUCGAACAAGCUACUGAAGAGGAACUGGCCUGGAUGGGGGAUGGAGACACAAGCAAAGGUCAGGUAAAUCCUGAAGUACAGAAAGCCAUGAUGAAAUGCCAGGGGAACAAAGCCUGCGCGCUGGCAAUACUGCAGAAAGAGGAACUGAAGAUCAAAACGAGCUGCUGGAUGUGUCUGCAAAUGUCUCAUGCCUGGAAAACUGUCCCUCUGACGGCAGCAACAGCCAACGAAACUAAGUGUCUUAUUCCUCAACAAAUGACUGAUGUGCUAAAAACUGUUGUGGACCUGGAGGAAGGAAGGACACCAACGAAACAGCCUGCUGACGACUGUGACCACAUACAGCAAUACAACAACACUGAUAUAGCAAUUCCACCUUUGAGGGUAACAUAUGCCCAGGGUGAUGUUUGUGUCUGUUUCAACAGACCGAGAAUGUUAAAGACCGGAUGGUCUGACUGCAGGAUCAAAAUCAACGUACAGGACGGAACAAUGAGCAAUUGUACAGCAAUCAUCAACAACAAAGAAAUCAACUUCACAUGUUCAUUCCACAAACCGAACGAAAGUUCACCAGCCGCGGUGUGGGUGUGUGGCGACAGAGCUUAUCACCGUUUGCCUAAAAAAGACUGGUCAGGUUGCUGUUAUCCAGCUUUGAUGAAUGUGGGGACUUUACCACGCAAAGUAGGUAAGAGGGAGAGACGAGACAUUAAGAUUUUGCCUGGGGCUUUGCCAAAUCAUUAUGCGGGGUACACACUAACUGAUCCGUGGACGACACCAGGAGCAAAUAUAGGUUGGUCCAUUUUCUUAGGGGUGGGUACAGCAGUAACGAUUAACAAGAUUAAUGGGUUAGCAUGGACGGUAUUAGCAAUGGUCAAUAGCUUGAUAGUUGAUAUGCUUACGGCAGAAAGGGGCGGAGUGUGUAAGAUGCUGGGGGUAUCUUGUUGUUUUAACAUUCCUGAUUACAGUGAUAAUAUAACCAACAUAAUUUAACACAUAAGAGAGGCCGUAAGAGAAUCUGAGCGGACUGACAACCUGUGAGC
This is a messenger RNA of Sinocyclocheilus grahami, 1927 nucleotides long. RefSeq lists its product as uncharacterized. Lineage: Eukaryota; Metazoa; Chordata; Actinopteri; Cypriniformes; Cyprinidae. The transcript has 2 exons. The record is from RefSeq and is a predicted model, not a curated record. Bases 246 to 1877 code for a protein of 543 amino acids.